AUGGGUAAAAAACUAUCAAGACCUGACAAAAGUAAUAAUUCUUUAAUAAAUUCCAAGUCGACUUCCCAAACAAAAUUCAUUAAACCACAUGAUUACCAAGUCCCUUUACCAUCGCCAAAUUUCGAUAUAUACUACAACAGAGGAAAUCGCAAAUACAUAAAUAUAUCAAACAUAAAUUAUCUGUAUCCAGUUGACGACAAUGAAAUUGAUAGGAUGCAAAACCAGCACUAUCUUUGUCGUCAUGUUUGGGGUGAUAACUAUUCUGCUCCAGUAAAACGAUUGCUAGAAACAAAAGAUUCAAAGAUUCUUGAUGUCGGAUGCGGUCCCGCAACGUGGACAUUGGAAAUGGCGACAGAUUAUACAAAAUCAAAAUUCACCGGCAUAGACAUUGCGCCUACUUAUCCAAUUCAUACCAAACCUUGCAACGUCGAAUUUCUUCAGGCCAACAUUCUUGCUGGUCUACCUUAUGCGGAUAACACAUUUGAUUACGUUAUAUGUAGACUCAUGAUAUUUGCGUUUACUUUAAAAGAUUGGGAAAUCGCCAUAAGAGAAAUCUGUAGGGUGUGCAAGGUUGGCGGUUACGUUGAAUUUAUGGAGAAGGAUAUCCUAUUUUGGAAUGAAGGAAAUUUCACAAGGAAUGCGAGGAUAUGCUUCGCAGAAGAAUUACGGUCAAAGAAGAAAAUUGAGUCCGUGAUUUCCCCAAAGCUUCCGAAAUUUAUUUCUAAAACAAAACAUUUCCCAAUAAUAUAUCAUGCUGAAAGGAAUAUCCCAAUAGGUAAAUGGGGUGGAAAAUUGGGGGAGUAUUAUGAAUAUAUGUAUGAGUGGGGAGCCAAGAAUCUACGGAAUGUAAUGAAAGAUUGUGGCUACGAUGAUAAGGAAUGGGAUUCGAUUGUUGAAACGGUUAUGAAAGAAUUAAGUUAUAACCAUGGCUAUGAUAAAAUUCAUAGGAUUUGGGCUAGAAAGGAAGAAUUUCAACCAGAAAUGGAAGAAAGUUUAAUCAUUGAAGAAUGA
Molecule: messenger RNA, 1011 nt
Organism: Funneliformis mosseae
Lineage: Eukaryota; Fungi; Glomeromycota; Glomeromycetes; Glomerales; Glomeraceae
Source: the annotation of a GenBank genome assembly